UAUUGCAAUCGCAGAAAAAAGUGUAUUGUAAUUUUAAAAAAUCUCUAACAAAUAACCGGCACAAAAUUCCAACUGAUAGCGUGAUAGCGGUCGAUAACAAAGUCUUUUUGCUUCUGAUGGAGCAUGUGACGUGUGUUUUUUCCAGGACACAACAAAACCUGCAUGCCUACUGUAAGACAGAUAGUUGGCUGUCUCGUUGCUGCCCGACCGAUCCGAUGCCGGCCCCGGCUUCUUCUUUCUGCUAAAAGCCCUAAUUGCGCUACUAACAAUCCUAAUCAGGACACUAGCAUGGUUGUUAACAGCAGCGGCAACAACAACAACACCAACAACAACAACAACAGCAGCAGCAACAGCAACAACAUUUACCACAACAACGAGAACGAGAUCGCACGAAAUCGAUAUCUUGAUCGUUCUUAUAUCUAAUUCCAUUAAACUCAUCAUUCAUUCCUUUGUUAUAGAUUUUUGAGUACAAGUUCUUGAAACAUUGGAUACAACAGGUAGUAGGGGGAAAGAGUUGUCUUCGCAUUUUUAUAAUACGGUUAUACUUUUACCAGAUUGUACAAGUAUUUUCACGUAUGUGUUUCAAUUGAUAAUUUAAACUACUUAAUCAGGGUUAUUCAUUACAAAAGAAUAAACGCUUUCCGAAACGCUUUAGAUAAAGAAUACCGCAACGAUGAUCAAUAUUAUAUUUAUAUCGCAUCGUAGUUUUACUGCAUUGUUGAUCAUAAUAAUAAACAUGUUAACAACUAUAAUUAUGGUAAUAAAUUGAUCAUCACAGGUGAUGUAUUACUAUAAUUAUUAUAUAACUGUAAUCAC
Molecule: messenger RNA, 816 nt
Organism: Harpegnathos saltator (Jerdon's jumping ant)
Lineage: Eukaryota; Metazoa; Arthropoda; Insecta; Hymenoptera; Formicidae
Exons: 1
Coding region: 163-423 (86 amino acids)
Source: RefSeq, a predicted model, not a curated record